Colletotrichum acutatum is the source of this 1263-nucleotide messenger RNA. RefSeq lists its product as uncharacterized. Bases 220 to 1149 code for a protein of 309 amino acids. NCBI's taxonomy places the organism in Eukaryota, Fungi, Ascomycota, Sordariomycetes, Glomerellales, Glomerellaceae. The record is from RefSeq and is a predicted model, not a curated record. The transcript has a single exon.
AACUAAACACAAAAUCUCUGCACAUAACCACCAGAUACCCUUCAUUGAGGAAAAAAAUCGCCCCGCCACCCCGCCACUUCCGACGUUUCCAUCCACCAACACUGUUGGCGCAUUACCAAAACCUCAACAUCUUGAGUACACAUUGAAUACCUGGAAAGGAUUCGACAACCCAAGAUACCAUAGCAUCGCGCAUAUCAAACCGAGCUACUGACCGUCACAAUGGUUCGCCGCGGCAAGAUAUCGAGAGCUGCCGGCUCGUCACUCGACCCGACGCCGAUUACGUCCACUCUUACGACACCUCUUAGCUCCGCCUACCCGUCGACGUAUGCCUCCGAAGUUGAAAUAGAUGCACUCGGAGACAGCAUCGGCUCUCUCACACUGAGCGAGAGAAGAGCAGCCAGGAGGAAAGCCAAGCCUUUUGCCUUCAUGGCUUUGCCAUCAGAACUUCGCCUCAAGAUUUACGACUACUAUUUUGAAGGCAGCGGUGGUGUCGUGGACCUCGAUCCGGAUAACUACAAGACCUAUCACAAAAAGCUCGGAAUCCAAAGAACUUGCCGCACUGUCUAUCAGGAAGUCUCUCAUUACUUUUACAGCAGCCGCUCGUUCCGCAUUUUCCCAACACACCCGGGCAAGUACUUCAAAAGCAAGAAACCGCUUUUGGCUCGUAUGAAGCCAAGCUCAAGAUCGUACAUUACGUCCUUGGAGCUUCGCCUCGGUCCCGGCUGGAGUAAGCCGCCGCGAGGAUGGGUGGUCACGCCAGCCCUGGGCCUCCACGAAUGCGUCAACGUUCGUCGCUUGACGGUCUUGGUUGAAUGUGAUCCCAGCGACGGCAUCUUCAAUGGUUUUCGCCGGUCGGAUGGCUUUUAUGAAGGUUUCAGCCAGUCCCUCCUGACAGAAGUUUUUAACCAGAUGCCCUGGAUCGACACGGUCUACUUCGACGCCUGGCCUGGUGUGAAGAAGUCGGGUGGAAUGAUGCGGGCGCUUCUGGAGGUGACAUCUGCGAACAACCGGAAGAUCAGAUGGGGCCCUGAGAGAGGAUGGACUGAUGGGCCCGAAGAAGACGAGAUCAAGCCAAGCAACUCCUUGGUUCUGGUGCCCCCGGCGCCGGAGUUCAACACGUCCACCAUGGGCGUACUGGUCAUGGCUUGAGUAACAGCUACUGAAAUUAAAUGGCGUGGACUGUCAACUUUCCUUUUACUUUGGGCAAGCUCCCGAAUGGAACUGAGCUCUUUUCUUUUGGGACAGGAUGGCAAUGACAUGAAG